GACCAGAUUUCCCCGUGGACCUGGAGAACUGCAUCACCCUGGAUGAACUGGAAGAAGAAGAAGAAGAAGAACAGUCCGAUGACUCAGCGGCUGCAGCUGAGCUCAAGUCUCCGACCACCAGAGUCAUUUUCUUCAAAAAACUGCCGCUGCGUUUCUACACCGACGCCGGGUUUGUCCAACUGGUCAAAGGUGUUGGAACAGCGGUGCGCUACUUCCUGAUCCGCCGACAGCAACAGGGUUUCAUCGAGAUGUCGACGUCUGCUGAAGCAGUGAAAGCAGCACAAGUUCUGAACCAUAAAACCUUUCACGGAUCCAGACUCUUCGUCAACAUCUCCCACAAAUACACCCGACUAGUGAACGGGUACGACGUUCAGUCAGACUCAGACAUGGAGAAGAGUGAGAGUCGAAGCAGCAGGAGGAGAGACAGGAUCAGUAAAUCCAGAACCUCGGACAGAGACGAAGCCCGCAGGAAGUCUGAGAGCAGGAGAGAGUCGGGACCGAGAAAGACUCCGGAGAGAGAGUCGGGACCGAGAAAGACUCCGGAGAGAGAGUCGGGACCCAGCAAGACUCCGGAGAGAGAGUCGGGACCCAGAAAGACUCCGGAGAGAGAGUCGGGACCCAGAAAGACUCCGGAGAGAGAGUUGUUGCCAAAGAUGGGUCCAGAAGACAAGAUGUUGAAAGGAAACGUCGGGAGUGAGAACAAAUCUUUUCCUGAUAAAAAACAGAAAUCACAAAAUGAAAAGGAGGCGACAGAGAAAGACGCUGCAGAAAAAGAGCCAGCGAUGAUUCCUGAGGACGCUUCAGAGACGAGUCCAGAUCAACCACAAACUGAGCAGAAAUCUCCAGAUUCUGGUGAUGCAGUGAAACUGGAACAACCUGUAGGGGGCAUCGCUGAGUCUGAGAAACCCACCAAACCUGUUGGCACAAAGUUUGUUCGGCCGGUCGUUGGUUACUUCUGUCACCUGUGUCAGGUGAUCUACGCUGACGAGGAAGAAGCCAAGCUGCAGCACUGCAGCAGCCUGACGCACUACAGGAAGUACCAGGAGAAGACGGGAAUCGAUCCGUGGACGAGCUGAGUCGCUGAAGAUGAAUUCAUCGGUUCACUGAACAAACUCCAGAGACGGAAACUAACUGAAUGAGUCACUUUGAAACACUACAUUACCCAGAAGUCCUGAUCAACCAGGUCAGACUGUGGUGAAAAAGACGUCUGCUGCUUUGAAGACUUUUUAAAAAGCUUUUCUGCUCGUGGACACUUCAGCAGAGUUCAGGGUUUGAAACCAGGAAGAUGAUCAGCGGUGCGGAUUCCCGCUUUCAAAAACAUGUUUAGUAAAAACUUCAAUUUGCUGUUACGACUUCGUUUAUUUUUGCAGCGUCAGCUAGCCCCCUCCAAUGGGUGGCAGGUGGGCGUGUCCUCAUGCUCAGUCAGACUCCACCCCUGCACAUCCAAAUAUGGUUACUUUUGUUUUGUUUUUUUAAAGAUGGCGCUGAACAACAUGUGAUGCUUCAGAACAGAAACUCACAAACCACCGGUGACAUCACAGUUUCUGUUGAUGUUUAGUGUGAAGACGAUGAUGUCACAGUCAAAUUUGAUGAAACUUGUUUAAUUUUAUAAAAGAAAUAAACAAAACUUCAAAACAU
Molecule: messenger RNA, 1638 nt
Organism: Paralichthys olivaceus (Japanese flounder)
Lineage: Eukaryota; Metazoa; Chordata; Actinopteri; Pleuronectiformes; Paralichthyidae
Source: RefSeq, a predicted model, not a curated record